Etheostoma cragini (Arkansas darter) is the source of this 2670-nucleotide messenger RNA. It is a transcript of the gene peli2, whose product is annotated as pellino E3 ubiquitin protein ligase family member 2. Bases 228 to 1529 code for a protein of 433 amino acids. The transcript is spliced from 6 exons. Gene Ontology annotation, molecular function: protein binding; ubiquitin protein ligase activity. Lineage: Eukaryota; Metazoa; Chordata; Actinopteri; Perciformes; Percidae. The record is from RefSeq and is a predicted model, not a curated record. Gene Ontology annotation, biological process: regulation of Toll signaling pathway; protein polyubiquitination.
UGUUUUUCUAUCUGCUUCAGAGCGGAUUCGACCGCCAAGUAAGUUACAUUUUGCCAUGUCACGCUAAAGAAGUUUAAAAUCAGUUUAUUUAUAGAAAUCUGGAUUGGCGUGGGCGCAGAGACAUGCCGCUGGAUAUAUGACCUGAAAUGAGACCCUGUCCUGUUUCUUGAAGAUAAUUCCCGGUGAUUUUUGAGCAGCUGUUAUUACUGUAUAACGUUAGCUAGCUAAUGUUACACAGUGAAGCCAGAAGCCUCAUGUUUUCGUCAAGCCAAGAGGAGCACUGCGCCCCGUCCAAAGACCCAGUGAAAUACGGGGAGCUGGUGGUGCUAGGGUACAAUGGCUCUCUGCCCAAUGGAGAUCGGGCUAGACGGAAAAGCAGAUUUGCGCUAUACAGGAGGACCAAAGCCAAUGGUGUUAAGCCCAGCACUGUGCACAUCAUCAACACACCCCAGGCCAGCAAGGCUGUGAACUGUAAAGGCCAACACAGCAUCUCCUACACACUGUCCAGGAACCAUACAGUAGUGGUGGAAUACUGCCAUGAUAAAGACACAGACAUGUUUCAGAUUGGGCGUUCCACUGAGAGUCCUAUAGACUUUGUGGUGACUGACACAGUAGCAGGAGGCCAGGAGGGAGAAGAGACUCCCAUCACACAGAGCACCAUCUCCCGUUUUGCCUGCCGAGUUGUCUGCGAGCGUAACCCGCCUUUCACUGCUCGCAUCUACGCAGCUGGUUUUGAUUCUUCCAAAAACAUCUUCCUUGGGGAAAAAGCAGCAAAAUGGAAGAACCCUGACGGUCACAUGGAUGGACUAACUACCAAUGGGGUGCUGGUAAUGCACCCAAAGGGCGGCUUCACGGAGGAGUCAAAGCCUGGCGUAUGGAGAGAGAUCUCGGUUUGUGGCGAUGUUUACACUCUGAGAGAGACCCGCUCAGCACAGAUCCCAGGCAAACUGGUGGAACAUGAGAGUAAUAUACUGCAGGACGGCUCCCUUGUGGAUCUAUGUGGAGCCACUUUGCUGUGGCGUACUGCAGAAGGCCUCUUUCACACUCCCACCCAGAAGCACCUGGAGGCUCUCAGGCAGGAGAUCAACGCAGCGCGGCCCCAGUGCCCCGUGGGUCUCAACACACUUGCCUUCCCCAGCAUGCAACGCAGCCGCGCCCUCUCCUCGCUGGAGGAGAAGCAGCCUUGGGUCUACUUGGCCUGCGGCCAUGUGCACGGCUACCACAACUGGGGCCACCGUUCAGAGCAGGAGCCCAACGCUCAGCGAGAGUGUCCCAUGUGCCGAGUGGUCGGGCCCUACGUGCCACUGUGGCUGGGCUGUGAGCCAGCCUUCUACGUGGACACAGGUGCACCCACUCAUGCCUUCGUGCCAUGUGGACACGUGUGUUCGGAGAAGUCAGUCAAGUACUGGGCAGAGAUCCCUCUGCCCCACGGCACCCACGCCUUCCACGCCGCCUGCCCCUUCUGUGCCACCCAGCUCAGCCUCACUCAGGGCUUUUCCAAGCUGAUCUUCCAGGGCCCGGUGGACUGAGCUGAAGGGUCCUACUCCGGCAGAGAAGAUUAGGCAGGAAUGCCAACAUGCUGUGAAACUGUUCCGAUUAUUUUGUGCUUUCUUUUGUUCAUGUAAGCCAGCUGUGGAAAGGAGUAAGUCUUCUCAAGUUCUGGUCAUAUACUGUGGGUUCUGCACAACAGAGAGCCAUUACAGAUCGUUCAGGGCCUCGAGUGGCUGUUCGGCUGGCCACUGUGGGAGACAGAGUGAUGGAGCACACUGGACCGCAGAUGCUUUUGCUCCAGAACGAACUACUGUUUCAGCUAUCUGUCAAUCAACCACUUUAAACAAGGCUGUUUUUUACUAAAGUGAUAGCUGGAUUUCCAUCGGAGGUCCAUAGAAUAAAUUUAGUAGGGAUUAACUGAUUUUACUCAUGAAUCGGACCGAUCCAGAUAACAUUGGUGUAUUUGGAUCUGUUGGGCGGAGAGAAGAGUUUAUAGUUCAAUUCCUGGUGGGUCUGAGACAAAGUUUUUACAGAGCCAGACAGCUGGACUGUUGGCUGGGAGAAAAGCCUGGAGAAACUUGGUGUCUACGUCUAACUAGUUAAGUGCCCCCCAUCGCCCUGAACCCCUAAUGGCAUCUAGAUCAUGUAGCUCUCUGGAUUUUGGCUUCCAUUUGCUAUACAAACUUUGAAAAGACUUUUUGUGUACAGAGAUAUAAUCCAGUGCCUCUAAUCCCAUUAAAUGGUGGGAAUAUUUUUAAUAAAUGAGAAUAGAUAUUUUGUUGAAGGCAAAGGGAGAGAUAGUUUUGCAUACAUGAGACAUAAGGAAAUGACAGCCCACAUGGAUUCUUCAACACAUUUUUAUCAGACAGAAGAGGUAUUUUACUACACUGAGGCCCUUGUACUGUUUUGUAAUGCAAAUGUUUAAUAUAUUUUUCUCCUGCAUAAAUAUUGUGUGAGAAUGUUUGAGUGUGUGCAUGCAUGUGUGAUUGUGUGUAUGUGGGUUGGACUUUGUGGGUGCCCUUGGGCUUUGUUAAAAUCGCCCUGCAUCAUUUCACCCCAAUCUCCUUUUCUAUCUCACCCAACACCCAAAACACUACCAGAGAGAACCGGGGAUUAAACCAACCUCGCAGGGUUUGACAAUGAAUGUACUGAAAUACAUUGACUCUCCUCACUGGUGGU